Hyalella azteca is the source of this 2025-nucleotide messenger RNA. RefSeq lists its product as uncharacterized. The transcript is spliced from 13 exons. NCBI's taxonomy places the organism in Eukaryota, Metazoa, Arthropoda, Malacostraca, Amphipoda, Hyalellidae. Bases 237 to 1751 code for a protein of 504 amino acids. The record is from RefSeq and is a predicted model, not a curated record.
GAAAAUUAGGCCUUCUUCAGUAAGUGGCUGAGUUUUAGAAGGUGCAUGACUUGUUUCCAGCAGGCCUAAAAGGUUCUCUAUUGGUCAAAUCUAUCUGAAACUGACUGGAAAAUCUACUGUUUUUUUUAGCAGCUAUAAAUGGUCUAAAAUAGAUUUCAUUUGUCGUUCGUAUCCAUGACUGUGGACGGCGAUUGCUUUCCUUGAUUUUGUUAAGUGAUUGUUGACAAAAAUACACUAUGACAGUUAGGGCAAAUUCUGCUCUUUUAGGAUUGUUUCUAAUUGGCCAUGUGUUGUCUACACAUAACAAUGGUAAGUUGUUGCGUACAAACAAAAACUAUCACGCAACGCCGGCCGAGUUUCACGAGAUGAUUGACUUCAUCCUUCGUUCCAUCAACAAUCACGGCAAUCUUCAAGAUCUUCUAAAGAAGUCUUCGUCCUUCACAACUAGCGUCAUGUACUGCCCAUUCAUGAUGUACCUAUAUGAGCAACUGCGAUCAAAUCCGAAAUUUCCAAGCCGAAACCCGAUAAUGGCCAUCAUUCGUAACUUCUUUGAUGAUUUUGAUCAAGAGAAGUGUCCCUUCAUGAGGAGUUUGCAGCCUAAUAUUUUCGCGGGCACUUACAAAACACUGCUGAAAUCAAAGGUGACGGGGAUGCAUGGGCUUGUGAAUAAGAUCUUCGAGGACGUCGAAGACGAAUUUUUUAAUCUAAGGAGUAAAAAUCAUGCAGGAGAAGCAAUCUACAAACGCAGCGUUCCUGAAGAGUUGCUGGAGGAGCUAAGUUCACCGGUAACGCAGAAGCCCGUCUCUGAGCUGGACGUGGUCGUCGAUGCGAAGAAUUUGGUUGCAUUCGUGCACCAUGAUGACGACGAACUGCACCACGAAAUACCGACGCAGGAAGAGGACGAAUUAGAAGAGGAAGACGAGGAAGGAUAUAGUUACUCAGAUUUCGACAAUAAGAGAAGACCGCUUGUGCUCGAAGCUCGUAACAAUAACAAGAUACUUGUAGCGAUUUACUUGUUCGGCCACUUCAUCCUCUUGUUCCUCUUGAUUGUCGCCUGGUCCUAUUGGCAGUCCUGCCUGAGGGAGGACGACAAUGACCAGGAAGAAGCAGCGGACGGCGAUCGGAUCAGGAGGGCCAAUCGGGAGCCACAUGCGCCGGAGGAGGGGGAGGCCUUACUCAACGUUCUGGUUGCUGGUGCUGGUGCUGAUGCUGAUGAUGGUCCUGGUGAUGGUGCUGGUGAUGGUGCUGGUGCUGAUUAUGGUCCUGAUGAUGGUGCCGGUGCUUAUGAUGGUGCUGAUGAUGGUGAAGAUGCUGCUGGUGCCUGUGCUGGUGCUGAUGAUGGAGCUGGUGCCGGUGUUGGUGUUGGUGCUGAUGAUGGAGCUGGUGCCGGUGCUGGUGCUGAUGAUGGAGCUGGUGCUGGUGCUGACGUUGGCGCUGUUGACAAUGCUUUUUUAGGUGCCGUUGGUGUCGCUCGAAUUCGUGGUGGCCAAGCUUCCGGUAUUCGUGUUCGUGGUGGCCAAGCUUCCGGUAUUCGUGUUCGUGGUGUGCAUGAUCACGGUUCACAUGGUCGUGGUGCACAUGGUCGUGGUGCACAUGGUCGUGGUGCACAUGGUCGUAUUACUCGUAGUCGUGACGCAAUUGGUCGUGAUGCCAUUGGUCUCAGUGCGCUCGGCCGUGAUGUGCUAGGCUCCGCUGCUAUAGGCGGCGAGGCCCUUGAAGAUAGAGUGGAAAUUGCUGAGGAGCAGUUAUAAUCAAUAAUAUUGUUCGCAAACUUGUAAUAAAAUGUUCUUUUUAGCAAAUAUAUACUCCCAACUUGGGAUUUUCUGCGACCUGAUUUGUUUUUGAUUGUAAGAACGCUGCGAAUCUAAUAGAAAAUAGCGAUAUCAAUAAAUCACGCUUCCACUCAGCGAAAACUCAAAAUUGUCAAUAGAAGUAUUGCUAUGUAUGAUCUAUGAUCAUGCAUAUCAAUGUGAUCAUUUAUAAAUCAGGUACUGCAUGAUUUCCCAAUAAUCUGAAUUUUAUUUC